AUGUUGCCAUCUCUGGCGUACUCUUUCAAAGCGUUCUACCUCAAGAUCUUCCGGGUGAUGAAAAACUCUGCGGCGAAUGUGUCUACAGUGGAGAAGGCGAAGCUGAAAUGGGAGCCGCUGAACCGAAAGUACCAAGCCAAGAUCGAGGGCCUUACCAAUCUGAUCUCAGAAGUGACCGAUACCAUCUACGUCGAGGCAUAUAACACCAUGCUAGCCAAUCCGAAGGCGAAAUGGCAGUACAAGCAGUCCGUCGAACCGAAGCUGAAGUUCCAGAGGAAGAAGCUGGGCGAGAUGUUCCUUCAGUCAGACAACCACUUCGUCGAACAAGUCAUCAACCACUUCCAGUCAGAGGUCGACAAAGCUAUGCGACACACGCUUGACAGGCACUUCAGCGGCAUCGAGAAGCUACUCAAUGGCCUCAAUACUGCUAUUCGCGCUCAAGGUCCUAUCACUUAUCGCAUCCCAACGCUGCAGGAGAGAAUCGAUCGACUGAGAGCUCUGCUUCCCGCUCGAGUCAGCCAAGAGGAGAACAACGAGGGCAUCCAAAUUGACAGCAUCGAUGUCAAAGAAGAGGAGGAUAAUUUCGCGUCCAUCCACGAGAAGAUGUCCAAACGCAAAAAGUCCGAGCCUACUGCUGGAGUUAAGCAGGAGCCUCUCUGA
Molecule: messenger RNA, 660 nt
Organism: Macroventuria anomochaeta
Lineage: Eukaryota; Fungi; Ascomycota; Dothideomycetes; Pleosporales; Didymellaceae
Exons: 3
Coding region: 1-660 (219 amino acids)
Source: RefSeq, a predicted model, not a curated record